Messenger RNA from Triplophysa dalaica, 4800 nucleotides. It is a transcript of the gene itgav, whose product is annotated as integrin, alpha V. Gene Ontology annotation, cellular component: external side of plasma membrane; integrin complex. NCBI's taxonomy places the organism in Eukaryota, Metazoa, Chordata, Actinopteri, Cypriniformes, Nemacheilidae. Gene Ontology annotation, biological process: cell-matrix adhesion; cell-cell adhesion; cell adhesion mediated by integrin. Gene Ontology annotation, molecular function: integrin binding. Bases 306 to 3437 code for a protein of 1043 amino acids. The record is from RefSeq and is a predicted model, not a curated record. The transcript is spliced from 30 exons.
UUAUUUUCACUUCCUGUACGGCGAGACAUCUCGCUACUCUCCAUCAGAGUCCCCUGUCCUGCUUCAGACGUUUGCUUCCAUUUUCCCGGACCGACUGGAAACCGACGGGCUUUAUUUGUAUCGUCUACCUGUAAUAAUGUAACGCACAUUUCCGGUUAACUCUUUUUUUAAACUCAUCUGGUUUUAUUAUGGAGUGUGGAGUCAGUGCCGAUCUUCUGUGCUGCUGAUCCAUCUACCCAUCCAUCCACCCACACAUACACAGCCCGAUCUCCUGCUACUUUAUCUUAACUCUCUAGACGUCUGACAUGGGCAAACAUCUCAUCUGCGGAUGGCUUUGGCCUCUGUUGGCUCUCUCCUGCUUUAAACACGCAAUUUCUUUUAAUUUGGACAUUAGCAAAACCUCGGUUUUCUCAGGACCUCCGGGAAGUUAUUUUGGAUUUUCUGUGGCUUUCUUCAAUCCUGAUAACAAACAAUUAAACAUACUGGUAGGCGCUCCCAGGGCAAACACCUCAGAUCAAACCCCUUCUUCUGUAACUGAGAGGGGUGCUGUCUUCAGUUGUCCUUGGCACAAAAGCGGCACGUGCACACAGAUUGAGUUUGACAGCACUGAUGACAGGAAAGGUUCCACUGGACAACAAAUGGAGUUCAAAUCGAAUCAGUGGUUUGGAGCAACAGUGCGUUCCUCUGGUGACCAUAUACUGGCAUGUGCUCCUCUCUACCAGUGGACUACAUAUGGAUUCUCAGAGAGAGAGCCUGUUGGGACAUGUUACCUGAAGAAAGGCAACAACAUUGUGGAAUAUUCACCCUGCCGCUCCACCUCAAACUCACCAGAGGGACAAGGAUUUUGUCAAGCAGGUUUCAGUGCUGACUUUGUGAAGAAGAAUCGGGUGGUUAUUGGAGGUCCAGGAAGUUUUUAUUGGCAAGGUCAGCUGAUCUCAGAUGACAUCACAGAGGUCAUCAGCAGAUACAAUAAGGAGUUUUUUACACCGUACAGUAACCAGUUAUCAACAAAGUCAGCUGGGUCUCAGUUUGAUGAUAGUUAUUUGGGUUACUCUGUGACCGUUGGCGAUUUUAAUGAGGAUGGUGAGGAUGAUUAUGUCACAGGAGUUCCUAGAGGGGAGAAGGCUCUCGGAUAUGUCAACAUCUUCAACGCGAGGAACAUGGAGUCUAUGUAUAAUUUCACAGGCACACAGAUGGCUGCUUACUUUGGUCAUUCUGUAGCAGCUGUUGACAUUAAUAAUGAUAGGAAGAUGGAUUUAUUGGUGGGAGCUCCUUUGUUCAUGGACCGUGGCUCAGAUGGGAAACUAAGGGAAGUGGGUCAAGUCUAUGUCUACCUGGGCAAAGGUGGAUUUACCUUCAGCACUGUCAUCAAACUCACUGGCACUGAGAUCUAUGCUCGAUAUGGAAGCUCUAUCUGCAGUCUAGGAGACCUCAACAUGGAUGGAUAUAAUGAUGUGGCAAUUGCAGCCCCGUAUGGAGGGCAGUUCAACCGCGGUCUGGUAUACAUUCAUAACGGGCGUCCCUCAGGCCCCAAUCCUGUGGCCUCUCAAGUUCUGGAGGGGACGUGGGCGUCGGCCUCCAUGCCUUCUAGCUUUGGUUACUCCAUGCACGGAGGCACUGAUGUGGAUCAGAACGGAUACCCGGACCUUGUUGUUGGCGUGUUUGGGGCUGACAAAGCUGUUCUAUACAGGGCUCGUCCAGUCAUCAGUGUGAACACCACGCUAGAUAUAAGCCCACAGAUCCUGAACCCUGAAGACAAGAGCUGCAAUUUGACUGACACAACCACAACAGUGUCCUGCUUCACUGUAAAGUACUGCUUGAAGGCAAGUGGCAAGGGAGCGCCAUCCUCUCUUCGCUUUCAGGUUGAUCUGACCCUGGACCGCCUUAAACACAAGGGAGCUAUCAAACGUGUGCUGUUCCUCCACAACAAGAUGUCUUCUUAUUCAAAGAACAUGACUGUCUCCAACAACGCGGGACCAGCGUGUGAAGAACUUAAGGCCUAUUUAAUAGAUGACUCAGAAUUUAGGGAUAAAAUCACACCCAUCGCCGUCUUUAUGGAGUACAGCUUGGAUUACAAAACAGCAGCAGAUAAGACCGGUCUGUUGCCCAUCCUUGACCAGUCCACUCCAACAAAUAUCACAAAGCAGGCCCACAUACUCCUGGACUGUGGUGAGGACAAUGUUUGUAAGCCAGACUUGAAACUGAAUGUUGUGAGUGACCCAAAACUGAUCUACAUAGGUGAUGAUAAUCCCCUGACCCUGGAGGUCACAGCUGAGAACGGAGGGGAAGGGGCAUAUGAGGCUGACCUUAUCGUCACUUUACCAUCUCAGGCAGAUUUUAUUGGAGUGGUGCGGAACAGUGAGACAUUGUCCAGGCUGUCUUGUGCCUUCAAGAAAAAGAAUCAGACCAGACUGGUGGUGUGUGAUCUUGGCAACCCAAUGAAAGGAGGCACCAAGAUAAUCGCAGGAUUGCGCUUCAGUGUGCAUCAGCUGUCUGAACAGGACACCCAGGUCAAGUUUGAUUUGCAGAUACAAAGUUCAAAUCAGUUUAAUAAUACCAGUAAUCUGUUGUCCGUGGGGACAGAGCUUGCUGUGCUGGCCAGAGUCGAACUACGCAGUGUGUCAGCACCAGAGCAGGUCUUCUUACCCAUUGCUAACUGGCAGCCGAAACAGAAACCUGUUCUAGAGGAUGACAUUGGACCUCUUGUUCAGCACAUUUAUGAGCUGAGGAACAGAGGGCCCAGUACAUUCAGUAAGGCCAUUUUGGAUGUGAAGUGGCCCUACAGAUUCAACAAUGGAUCUCUGCUCUACAUCACCAAAUUAGAAGUGGUUGGAAACAUGAAUUGCAGUUCAAACAGGGAGAUCAACCCUCUUAAUGUAACUAAUCCCAGUUUAGCUGAUAAAAAUGAGACUUCAGCCAGUGGAGACAGGGCAGAGGGAAGACAACGCCGAGACCUGGAGGACAAACAAGGAGAGGAAAACUUGGAGAUUCUGGAUUGUGGGACUGCGGAGUGUCAGGAGAUCAAGUGCUGGGUUGGGCGUCUUGAGAAAGGCCAGAGUGCCAUUUUAUUUAUAUACUCCAGACUAGCCGUGAGCACGUUUCUCAAGGCUGAAAAUCAAAACAAGUCCUACACUGUUCGAUCAUCUGCCUCCUUCAGCGUUGUAGAGAUGCCUUAUAAAAAUUUAAAGUCUGAUCUUGCAGCCAGCGUAACAUCAGCCUCUCUGAAGGUGAUCUGGGUGAAUUCUGAGCUUACUCAGCCAGUUCCUGGAUGGGUGGUAGCUCUGGCUGUACUGGCAGGACUGCUGCUCUUGGCAUUGCUCAUCUUUGUCAUGUAUAAGCUGGGCUUCUUUAAACGUGUCCGGCCGCCCCAGGAUGACAGCAUAGAAAAAGAGCAGCUCCAACCUCAGGAGAACGGAGAAAGAAACACAGAGGCCUGAGAUCUUUUUGUAGUGCAUCACAGUGUCAACAAAAUGAUGCCACACAUCCAGGAGCGUGCCAAACUCUAAUGGCUUGACUAAUGACUAAUGGCACUCGUACUGAUGCUGAUGUGAAUGCAAUGCAUCUCUUAGAACACUUUAAUCUUCAUUAGCAGGUAUCAUUAGCAAUUUCAGGUAUCUAAGAGUGAUCAUGCCCACUUAUUCAUUCAAAUGGUACACACAAGUAUUGAAUACCCUGCAGUGAUGUUGUAUGACUAAAGCUCUGUGUCCUUUCUUUUCUGUUGUUUAACUGCACUGAGUCUUGAUGAGGUUUUGAUUUCAGCAGUCGGGUGUAGAUAUUAAUAUACUUAAAAUCUGUGUUUACAAAUAUUAAUAAAAGUAAUGAACUUGAAAUGGAAAAGAGAUUUUAGAAAAUCAUUAUUUUAAAAAUUACUUUUAAUAGAUUUAAUUAUGAGGAACAAUAUAAAAAAGUGGUAGAUUAUUAGAUGUCUUUUUUUGUUCUUCUGUGGGAAAUACUUUUUAAUGCAGCCAAAUUUCUGCUAUUUGGGCCUGUUGGCAGUGGGUUUGUACUUCUCUGGAUUUAUUGUUUGGGCUUAAGCUGUAAUGUUUUGAGAAAAUAUUUUAUGUUUGUCUACUGUAAACGCAUUAGAGCAGGGUUUCUUUCAGUUACAUUCGUAUAAGACCUCUUUGCACGAUAAAGCAAUACAAUUGUAGCAUGUUUGUUUUUAACCACCCAUUAUGGACGGAGCACCUUUGUAAUAUUUUAGUUCAUGUUUAUUUGUACGAUUUCUCUUGGUCAAAAUCUUACCCAUGUUCCUAGACCUAUUUAAAAUCUGAUGCUGCCAUUCUAUGAAAAAUAAACAUUUUACGAAUAUGGAAAUCUCGAAUAUGGAUGAAUCACGACAGGCCUUAUUAAAAUUCUUGUUUCUGUAUUGACUGAUUUGUUGUCUGGUUAAAGGCUGUUCAUAGUUGUUGAUCUUAAUUUCGACUGGACAUUGCAAUAUAAUACCCAUCAUAUUAAUAACAUAAUCUGGAUUUCUUAUUUCGCUGUAUUAGAGCAAUGCUGCUGCCCAAAUAAAUUUACCCACAUUGGGUUAUAAUAAGUAUGUUGUCUAAAUUAAAAUUUAUAAACAGUAGUAAUUCAGUCAAAAGAAUGCUUUUUUACACGGAUAUAAAUUUUUUUUGAGAAUCAUUGUUUGAAAAAAAGUCUGUAAAAUCAAUAGAACAUAAACAAAGUGUGUAUUUUAACCAUUAGUUUAAAAAUAGAUCACAGCCUAAAUUUUAUUACAUUUUCCUUGAGUAUGUUCACCAGUGUUGUUGAUGCUUACAUAAUUCAAAUAAACAAAUAUACUGGUGUAUUGUU